AUGGCUUCAUUAAGCAUCUCCAAAUAUGAUAUGGGCCUGGAAAUGCUCAAGCAAGAAAAGUACUCCGACAUGCGCAUUGUCUGUCAAGACAUCGAGUUCAAAGCUCAUCGCAAUGUUGUUUGCCCACGUUCCCCGAUGCUUGAAGCAGCAUGUAGCGGCGGAUUCAAGGAGGCACAAGCUGGGGUCAUAGACUUUCCCGAAGUAGUCCCAUCCAUCAUGGGCCGGGUGAUCUUCUACCUCUAUACGGGCAAGUUGAUGGCAAGCACAGUGCCGGAGAUAUAUCAAGAAGUCUGUACGGACCCGGAAGAAUUGACUCCUGCCGGACCCAAGAUAGAGGACGACGAUUGGGUUGGACAAUUGGACAAGGACAUCUCGACUACUGUGUCUCGCGAUGCGAAAGUCUCCGUCAUGAUAUACGCGUGCGCAGACAUGAUGCUGGUCAGUGAUUUGAGAUCAUGUGCUGCGAAAUACUUUCUCAAGUUCACAAAUGAACACUUCUGGCAUUAUUACUUUCAUGACGCUCUCGGCACAAUGCUCAAGAUAGUAACGGACAGGGACACUGGACUCAGAAUUCCUGUACUGGAGUUUCUAUUGCAGAAGCACAUCUUAGCCUCUCCUCGCACAAAGAUUCAUGAGAAGACUCUGACAAUACUGAGAGAAAGUUCGGGAGGCUGGUGGGAUAUGGCUACUCAAGAACUGGCUAGGUCUGAGCAGAAUCACAAGUCAAAGGUGGAUGCGAUCGAGAAGAAAUGGGACAAGAAGAUCAGUCUCUCCGACACGGCUAAUGCCCAGAAGAUGGAACAGCAAGCUCGAAGAUUCGCUAACUGUCUCAACGAUGCGGCUAACUUUCGUUGCAAGCAUAAUCGAAAAUUCACAUGCACCGCCGAAUUCAUGGCAGAAGGCUCAAAGUGGUAUUUGAGACUGCAACCAACCUGCCAAAAGAACUGUCAAGAACCGAUCCUCUGA
Exophiala bonariae is the source of this 966-nucleotide messenger RNA. RefSeq lists its product as uncharacterized. Gene Ontology annotation, molecular function: protein binding. The coding region runs from base 1 to 966 and encodes 321 amino acids. The transcript is spliced from 2 exons. The record is from RefSeq and is a predicted model, not a curated record. NCBI's taxonomy places the organism in Eukaryota, Fungi, Ascomycota, Eurotiomycetes, Chaetothyriales, Herpotrichiellaceae.